Talaromyces marneffei is the source of this 936-nucleotide messenger RNA. RefSeq lists its product as uncharacterized. NCBI's taxonomy places the organism in Eukaryota, Fungi, Ascomycota, Eurotiomycetes, Eurotiales, Trichocomaceae. The coding region runs from base 1 to 936 and encodes 311 amino acids. Gene Ontology annotation, biological process: mitochondrion organization. The record is from RefSeq and is a predicted model, not a curated record. Gene Ontology annotation, cellular component: SAM complex. The transcript is spliced from 3 exons.
AUGACCUCACAAACCCGUGUGAACGCUGCUGCGCCGGCUGGAACCGAGCAUGAAACCGAACCUCCCCAGCCAGCAACCCCCAGUGUAGUGCAACCAAAGAAGCUGUUCGGCGUGCCUGCGCCAGUCAAACGGAUAUUCGACAAAUUUCCUCUGACAACAUAUGAAGCAGAAGGAAUUCCUGGCAAUGUGCACACCAGCGGAAGCUCUGAGCGGAAUAGACUGUUCGUUUUUAUCGAUCCCAAGCAGGCAACGGCAGGGGCACCGUCAUUCAAUCCUCAAUGUCUCAGAUGGCAGGCCUAUCUGAAAUUUGUCGGCAUAGACUUUGACCUCAUCCCUUCCAACAACCAUGCCUCUCCAACGGGUGCCCUACCUUUCCUAUACCCAGCCCUGCCAGCGGCCACGAGAUCUCCCAUACCUUCCAAUAAGCUACAGAAAUGGGCUAUCGAGCAAGUACACUGUGAAGAAGAGCAACAGCUCAAUAUCCGAUUCGACGUAUAUGCGUCGUUGAUUGACCACCGAAUACGCAAUGCAUGGCUGCAUCAACUAUAUCUAAAUGAACUCAAUUUCAAUCACGUAGCUCGAAAACGAUACAUCGACCCUGCUACCUCAUCUUCAGCCGUUCAAACAGCACUAGCCGUUCAACUUCAACAAGCAGCGAGGGACGAACUACUCAAAUAUUCAGAAUAUAUCGAUGUCAAUACGCUAGAAGCCGAUGCAGAUAGCGCAUUCGAAGCUCUCUCUAUUCUACUUGGGGACAACAAGUACUUUUUCAAUCGCAACCAACCGGGACUGUUUGAUGCUAACGUUUUCGCAUACACGCACCUCAUCUUAGAUGAGAAAAUGGGAUGGAGAUAUAACCGGCUGGCUCAUUCGUUGUCUAAAUACGAAAAUCUUCUACGACAUCGCGAGGCUUUGUUGGAAAAGUAUUUUGCGUGA